AUGGCGCUGCUGGGCUCCUGUGAGCGCCUGCAGGACGCGGCCCGCGGCGGAGUGAACCCCGACCUCGCCAGCGAGCGGCUGGCGCGCUCUCGUGGAGGAGACGACGUGUCCGGCAGGACUCCCCGCAGCGAGGCCGCGGUAGAACAAACUAUCCCGCAUUGCCUUACAGUUGAAGCUAUUGAAAGCGACCCUGUAUUUAGCCAAGAAAAUCAGUAUUUCCAAAGCCAGAACGAGAGGUACGAAGCAGCGGUCAGAAGGGCUGUUUAUCUCCAGAAAAAGAUCCGUGAGAUGGGAUGGAGUGAGACCGGGCCUGAAUUCCAGUACAUUUACAGGUGCCUUUCAGGAGAUGUAGCCCUUCUCCUGCACCGUGUCUUCAUAAGAAGCAUUUCAGUACUGGGCUCUGAUGAACAGAUUGCCAAAUGGAUUCCUCUUGCCACUGACUACCGAAUCAUAGGAAGCUACGCCCAGACUGAGCUGGGACACGGAACUUAUCUUCAGGGUUUGGAAACAACAGCAGUCUUCGAUACUGCUACUCAAGAGUUCAUCCUGAACACACCAAAGAUCUCUGCAAUGAAGUGGUGGCCUGGAGACAUGGGAAGGUCAGCAACCCACAGCCUUGUCUUUGCUCAGCUCUAUGUCCACGGGAAGUGCUAUGGAGUGCAUCCCUUCAUCCUGCAGAUACGCAGCCUUCAGGACCAUUCACCAUGUCCAGGAGUGACUGUGGGAGACAUUGGUCCCAAAAUGAAUUUUCAGCACACUGACAACGGCUUCCUCCGGCUGCAGAACGUGCGUGUCCCCAGGGAGAACAUGCUGAGCAAGUUCUGUGAGGUUCAGCCAGAUGGCACCUACGUACGAUGGGGGUCCCAGAAGAUUAAUUAUUUCACGAUGACUUCAGUCCGCAUUGCCAUCCUUCCAGGCGAAGUUAUACUGCCCCUCAUGAAGGCCUGCACCAUCGCCAUCAGAUACUCGGCCGUUCGCCGGCAGUCCAAGCUGAAGCCUGGGGAACAAGAAGCAAAAAUCCUUGACUACCAAACACAGCAACAGAAACUGCUGCCGCAGCUGGCAACAGCCUAUGCCUUUCAUUUCAUCAACACCUACCUGCACGAGCUGUUCAACAGGGGGUACCAAGACAUCCAGGGCAAGAACUUUGACUCGCUGCCAGAGCUUCAUGCAUUUUCUUCGGGUUUUAAAGCCAUGGUUAGUCAACACUGCACUUCAGGAGUGGAGAUCUGCCUCAGGGCAUGUGGAGGACACGGGUACUCUCUGCUGAGCGGACUCCCUUCCUUGUACACUAGAAUAAUUGCUUCUUGCAUUUAUGAAGGGGAAAACACAGUUUUGUUCCUGCAAACUGCCAGGUUCCUCAUUAAGUGCUUCAUGGCAGCGAGUGCUGGCCAGCCCAUUCCACCAUCUGUCACUUACUUGUCUUCAGUGAAACCUGGGAAGUGCCCAGCCAAGGACAAGUCGGAUUUUCUCAGUCCAGAAACUUAUCUGAAGGCCUAUGAACAAAUGGCAAUCAGACUCAUAAGCAGCAGCGCAGCUAAACUGCAGCACUUGAUCCAGUCAGGAGUCACCAAGUACGAAGCCUGGAACCAGUGCACGGUACAGCUGGAAAGGGCCGCAAAGGCUCAUUGCCACUACAUCACUGUGAAAAACUUUGUGGAAACUGUGGAGAAACUUGACAACAAGGCCGGUAUCCAGAAGAUUAUGAAACACCUUUGUGACCUCUUUGCAUUACAUGGUAUCUUCACAAACAUGGGAGACUUCCUGUACGACGGAUACCUCACUGCAGCUCAUAUGGACCUGGUCACAGCAUCGUACCUGGACCUCCUGGCUGUCAUUCGGAAGGAUGCUGUUCCACUAGUGGAUGCUUUUGACUUCACAGACAAGAACCUGAAUUCUGCUCUUGGCAGUUAUGACGGGCAGGUUUACCAGCGGCUCUACGAGGGGGCUCGCAGGUCGCCCACCAACCAGCAGGGGAACCCAGCUUAUGGAAAAUAUCUGAAGCCACUUCUUCAGAACACACUAUCAAAAUUAUGAAGACAUGAUCUAAGCCAAGGACAUAAGUUCCCUCCCUCCUGUUCUUUGUGCAGCAGUACAUUUAUACAGCAUCAGUAAUGACUAAUCAGAGAUUGUUAAUCAGCUACGUGCUUGCAGUUGCUAUGCAUGAA
Molecule: messenger RNA, 2168 nt
Organism: Tinamus guttatus (white-throated tinamou)
Lineage: Eukaryota; Metazoa; Chordata; Aves; Tinamiformes; Tinamidae
Source: RefSeq, a predicted model, not a curated record